UGAUCACCUGUUGCGUGAAGUCGUUCAACCCUGACUAUUCGCUGCAGGCCGUUGAGAGUGAAUGUCCUGAGCUGGACAGGAGAUAUUCUAUGUUUUUUCUGCUGAAUGGAUAUCGACGAUUUCGGUGACGAGUUCGAUGACUUUCAACUCGAUGCAGAAUCACUCAAGGUACUCCAGGACACUGAAGAUCGCUACACACUCUACUCUCAAUCUUCAGCACACCCUGCUGUGAAAAGGGAGCAAACAUAUCAGCCUAUUCCUCGUUCGAAACCGCCCCCUUCUUCUAAAUCUACUCGUCCUCUCAUUAAACGUGAAGGGGAAGAUGACUCACUCCCCGAUGUGUCCGUCAACAAUGACGGGACGUAUUCCUUUCAACCUACCCAAAAAUCCGUUAGGCAGCCCCCGCCGUCAACCAGGGUAACUACAGGCCUUUUCCCCCAAGCGCCGGAAACUUCACUACCAAAAUCAUCGACGCCCCCACAGCGUCCCCGUGGCUCCUUUGUGCCACCGGCCAAUGCAGGCGCUUUCACGCGCUCCAUUGCACCAUUACCUAAAUACCGUGAUUCUGCAUCUACAUCAGACCCUCAACUUCCCAAUGACGCGAAAAUUGAUGCCUCGACUCCAAGGGCUCCAGUUCCGGAUCGUCACCAGACGACAAUAGAUCCUUCAAGACCACCACCAGCGCCUCAUGUUAAGCGUUCAGGUGUUGAUACUACCCAAGCAUCGCGUAUUGCUGCGUCAGAGCAUUCUAACGCUGCGAUGGAGCAAAUGCGGAAAGAGAUGGAACUGCUUCGCGCAGAAAAGGAGACAAUGGAGAAGUCGUUGAAAGAUGCAAAGAACGCGACACUUGUGCGCGACGGAGAGAUCGCUACUUUACGAAGGACAAUGGAAAAGCAAACUGCAGUGCAUACAGAGACUCUAGACAAGAUUCGUGCGGAGAAAUCGUCUAUUGAGAAUAAGAAGGCUGUGAUGGAAGCGGAACUGAAUGCAGAGAUGGAGCGCCUGAAGAGCAAGCUUAUAUUCAAGCAACAAGAAAUUGAAACGGCUUCCAUGCGAUAUCUGAAUGGCCCUCCAUCGACUGCUCGCAAACAUCGCAAUGUACCGCCGUCUCAACUGCAAACGCCCGUUCAACCACGGACUUCGUCCAGUCGAGGAAAUGUAGAUGUGUCGCCUUCCAUAGGAAGGUUUACAACUCCGAUGCAUCGUCGGGUCCUGCCUAUAGAAAAGAGUGACGCCAAGAAAGAAAAUUCACCGUUCCCGGGUUUUCUUGACUCGUUCCAGUCUCGCGGAGUCAAAAAAUCACCGAGCAAGAAGCCAGUUGGAGCUCUGGUGGCAGAUGAUGAUCGCCCGCCCAUGCCUAGAUCAUCCCAAGAGUACCUUGGUUCAGAUGACCCCUUCCAGGACCAUCUGACUGCUCCGGUGCAAGACGAAGAUAUGGAGGACUCAGUUUCCCAAUCUCCUAGAGAAGCACCAGUGAGAUGGGGCACAAACUGGCCCGAGGAGUUACAUAAUUUGGUAUUUACUCACUGUUCACUGCUCCCAGGAUCGAGGACACCACAAGUCACUAUUCAAAUCCUACUAUCAGCAGCCAUUCCCACAGACGACGGGGUGUCGCGCUAUAACCGAUACGUCAAGGCAUGCGGAGAUCUGUUCACGUCUUUUGGCACCAUUGGAAGCCAUGCUUCUCGGGACCCGAACCCGGAGGAAGAUGGUCAAUAUCAGCAUUUGGUUAGAGACGUUGGGGCCAGCCUUUUAGGUAUGGCCUAUGUCUUCCUCGAAACGAAUAUGGUUUUAAACAUUCAAUGCCUCUUACGACUGUUGCAGACUGUCGUCUAUGCCCUCCCUUCCUUUCGCGAAUAUUUGCUCACGACCCCCCUGUCGCCCGAUGAACCGCGAGCGCUGCAUGAAGUACUCUGCGUCUAUUUGCGGGAACAUCCCGAACAGGACAUCCCCCUUCAAUCUCCAUACGGAAUUGAAGGGGAAGGCUUCACGGCCGAUGUGCUCGGGGUGCUCGAUGCUCUGUUAUGGACAGUUCCAAACUCGCGCAUUGUCAAUCUUGAAUGCUUCACAAGCGACGUGACACUACUUUCGAAUCUCUUACAGCCAUCGCAACCCCACUGGCUCAUUCUAAAGACAACGAGACUCCUGGUGUUUUUAUCGGCCCACGUCCAACUUGUUCCUUCACUAAUUGAGAGGUCCAAGAAUAAGCCAUCAGGCCCCUCUCAUCAUGUCGAUGCAAUGCUGCGGUACAUACAUAAAAUUGACACCGACAUAUCACUAAAGAGCGGUUGCGACCUAAUUCACACCAUCUUAAUCUUUCUCACAAAUAUAUGUGUUCUGCAUGGUAAAGUGGAAGCCAUGCGUACCAACUUCCCGAACCUCGUUCCGUCACUCCUUUUGUGCCUUACGGAAAUAUCUAAUCGAUUCUGGCGUGAUGACGAAGAGACGCGCACAGGAUCUGAAGGAGAUAUGGAUGCGUUGAUAAACAUCCUUAUUCCAAGUCUUAACCUUUUUCACUAUCUUUUCUACGGAAUAGAAUUCGAUUCUCAUUCCUUGGCGGUUGACUUGCGUAAUGUGCUACUUCAAGCAUCUAUACUGCCCCCGUUUAACGGAAUUGAUCAUUUGUACAUCGUGACGAUGGCCCGGCUGGGAUACGCAGAUGUUCCCGAUUGGCUUGGCCCGCAAAGAAUUCUCGUUGUCGAAAAUAUUCAAGCUGUUGCGCGAGAGUUGCUCGAGAUCUUCGUUGAUGGUCCAGAGGGUGAUCUUGUGGUCUCCACUUACGACCCCGAUGACUUUGUCCCAAGUCAGAAGCAAGAUGAAACACAGGAAGAAACGCUGGAGGACAGUUUUGGUGACAUCAUGGACCUUGAUCCUUAAGCACACAAUUUUCUAUACGCUUGCUAUUUUCCAAGUGGUUCAAUAGGGGUAUAUUUUAUCUCGUUCUCCUUUUUGCACUAUCUUUAUUGCUGUACUUUAUUUCACAUGUAUCCUUUACGAUUAUACACCUUCAAGCAACAAAGGCGCAACCAGUGCACUUAGC
Cantharellus anzutake is the source of this 3040-nucleotide messenger RNA. RefSeq lists its product as uncharacterized. The coding region runs from base 106 to 2877 and encodes 923 amino acids. Gene Ontology annotation, biological process: DNA damage checkpoint signaling. Lineage: Eukaryota; Fungi; Basidiomycota; Agaricomycetes; Cantharellales; Hydnaceae. The record is from RefSeq and is a predicted model, not a curated record. The transcript is spliced from 12 exons.